This is a messenger RNA of Parastagonospora nodorum SN15, 1509 nucleotides long. RefSeq lists its product as hypothetical. The record is from RefSeq and is a predicted model, not a curated record. The transcript has a single exon. Bases 1 to 1509 code for a protein of 502 amino acids. Lineage: Eukaryota; Fungi; Ascomycota; Dothideomycetes; Pleosporales; Phaeosphaeriaceae.
AUGAGUGCAUCUGAGCCUAAUUCCGUGCCUGAAGCGCAAGCCUUUGCGUAUCAAUCUCUCGACCUCGCACAACGCUCGAUCCGGCUGAUACGAAUCCUUCCGACAAGAUCAAGAGAAGGGCAUAUUCAGUGCGAGAUGCGAAAUGCCACUAUUGAACACGAGUACAAGUGUUUGUCGUAUGUCUGGGGCCCGCUCAGUAACAAUUGGAUCACAAUCGACGGACAGUUGCAUUCAGUUCGGGACAAUCUCCUCGCGUUCUUAGAAGUUGCACAGCAGAAUUCCAUAUCAUCAUGGCUGUGGAUAGACGCCAUCUGCAUCGAUCAAAUCAACAAUGCAGAACGCACACACCAGGUUCAGCAGAUGAGCCACAUAUUCUCAAGAGCGAUUGAGGUCAUCGCAUGGCUCGGCACCGACAAGUCUGUCGCAAAAUUUCUUCGCUAUUCCUCUCACGAGAGGAUCAGGGGCCACUUGGUGCAAGCUUUUGUGGACUGUGACUACUGGAAGCGUGCGUGGGUAACCCAAGAGUUAUUCCUUGCGCUUCGAGUGACACUCUUGGCCGGCGGAAUCGAAACUCCGCUGGAAUUUCUUCCACGCAACGUCAGAACCCCUAGGGGAAUCCGUUUGCCGGUUUUUCCUAACUGCUUUACGGGCUCUAUGUGGCGCAAUGCACCAGACCAACCCACGGUAUCAGAAUGGCGCUCGCUGCGAGGAAAAAAUCUGGUUCAAAUUGUUCUGCUGCUGACGGAAAAGUGCUGCGCCUUGCCGCAGGACCGUGUCUACUCUGUGUUGGGCAUAUGUGGCCAGGGUUCAGAUAUGAUUGUCGACUAUGACAGAACCGACGAAGAGCUAGCCCUCGCUGUUCUCUUAUCAUGUAAGAGAUCGUUCUGCUUGUGUGCUCUUUUUGGCAUCUCCUUAGCGCUCGACGUGGGCGCCCGGGACACCUUGUUCACCUGCUCUUAUGCGAGCAACAUCUGGACGCAGCAGCAUUUCGAUGUUUCCAUAUCCCUCGCAAGUCCGUCUAGUCGCUUUUCCGAACGUAAACUACUCCGAGAACUCCUGUUAAAGCGUACUGGGCGCGUUACAACCACUGAGUUUUCCGGCGUAUGUUGUGAAGAUUGGAGCAUGAAUCUUCAUGCACAUUGCCCUCCGUUUGCGGAUAAAGAAGAGCGAUGCAAUCUCAUAGUCUCUAUACCACCAAAGUUUCUGUGUAAUGUUUUGCAAGAGCAUAUCAUUCUUGUCACACACGACGGUGGCAUCAAUGGUCAUUGUUAUUUUCGCAGUGGCUCCAGAUCACCACGCUUCGUGUCGUCAAGCGACAUCUUCUUAUCAACAAACUUAGUCAAGGAGCACCUACAAUAUGACCAAGUGGGUGGUACACUCAGGAUGUCUCUGGCAUUGAUGUUCUGGCUCGGGAAUUUACACAAGGCAGCCACAGGUCAAGACUUUCAACAGUUUGGUAUCUGCGAUGCCGUGAGACUCGAGCAAUCGAAAUUGCGGCUUUAUAAUUAG